This is a messenger RNA of Canis lupus familiaris (dog), 1008 nucleotides long. RefSeq names its product keratin-associated protein 10-7-like. The transcript has a single exon. Bases 1 to 840 code for a protein of 279 amino acids. The record is from RefSeq and is a predicted model, not a curated record. NCBI's taxonomy places the organism in Eukaryota, Metazoa, Chordata, Mammalia, Carnivora, Canidae. Gene Ontology annotation, cellular component: keratin filament.
AUGGCCGCCUCCACCCUGUCCGUCUGCUCCAGCGACCUGAGCUACGGUGGCCGCGUCUGCCUGCCCGGCUCCGGCGACUCCUGCCCCGACCCCUCCUGGCAGGUGGACGACUGUCCCGAGAGCUACUGCGAGCCCCCCUGCUGCGCCCCAGCCUCCUGCCUGACCCUCCUCUGCACCCCUGCGAGCUGCGGGUCCAGCCCCUGUCCACCAGCCUGCCCCGGCUCCUGCCAGCCCUCGUGCGGCAGCUGCUCCCCCUGCCAGGAGGGCUGCGGUGUGUCUGUCUGCUGCAAGCCCGUGUGCUGCACCCCCGUCUGCUGCAAGCCCAUCUGCUGCACCCCCGUGUGCUGCAAGCCCGUCUGCUGCACCCCCGUCUGCUGCAAGCCCGUGUGCUGUACCCCUGUCUGCUGCAAGCCCAUCUGCUGUGAAGCAUCCCCUUGCUCAGCCUCCCCCUGCUGCCAGCAGUCUAGCUGCCAGCCCUACUGCUGCAGCUCCACCCCCUGCCAGGAAGACAGCUGUGUGUCUGUCUGUUGCAAGCCCGUCUGCUGCACCCCUGUCUGCUGCAAGCCAGUUUGUUGUACCCCUGUCUGCUGCAAGCCCGUCUGCUGCACCCCUGUCUGCUGCAAGCCCGUCUGCUGCACCCCCAUCUGCUGCAAGCCCGACUGCUGCCAGACCUCCCCCUGCUGCCAGCCCAGCCCCUGCAGACCCUCUUCCUGUGUGUCCCUCCUCUGCCGCCCUGUGUGCAGACCUGCCUGCUGUGCAUCCCCCUCCCUAUGCCAGCCCAUCUGCCGCCCCCAGGCCUCCAGCGUGUCCCUGCUGUGCCGUCCCGUGUGCUCCCGCUGAUGGGACUCGUGACCCUGGGGCGCUGAGCUUAGGCCCCACCCAGGGAUGGUAGGCCUCCCGGCCAACCCUCAGCCCAGCCCUCAGCUGUGCUAGGUAGCUGCCCCCACCCAAGACGGGGUCCCCCUGGGUGUCCAGUCUCCUGAGCUGACUUCACCUCUUCCCUCCUAA